AUGAAAUUAGUAGUACCAGCUGGUACAGUUAAUUAUACCGCCGUCAGUUACACCGGACCCAAUAUAACUACUUUCAAUGCCAGUUACCAAACUGAAAAUGGAUAUGUGCAACUAAAUCUAACUAACAUUACCUAUGAAGAGAUUCCAGUUCCUACUGGCCUUUGGUUUUUUCCAGAUUAA
Debaryomyces tyrocola is the source of this 180-nucleotide messenger RNA. The record is from the annotation of a GenBank genome assembly. NCBI's taxonomy places the organism in Eukaryota, Fungi, Ascomycota, Pichiomycetes, Serinales, Debaryomycetaceae.